AUGGCAACUCGGCCCGAGAACGUCGGCAUAAAAGCCAUUGAGGUUUACUUUCCAAGCCGAUAUGUCUCGCAAACCGAACUCGAGAAGUACCUCGGCGUCAGCACCGGCAAGUUUACCAUCGGUUUAGGUCAAACAAGCAUGAGCUUCUGCGAUGACCGCGAAGACCUCUACUCCUUAGCUCUCACCACCGUCUCUUGCCUAUUAAAAAAGCACACCAUCGACCCCAACACCAUCGGCCGUCUCGAAGUCGGCACCGAGACCCUCCUCGACAAAUCCAAAUCCGCCAAAUCAGUCCUCAUGUCCCUCUUCCCCAACAACCCGGACAUCGAAGGCAUCGACACGUACAACGCCUGCUACGGAGGCACCAGCGCGGUCAUCAACGCCGUGAACUGGAUCGAGUCGUCCUCGUGGGACGGGCGCGACGCGAUCGUCGUCGCAGGGGAUAUCUCACUGUAUGAUACGCCCGCUGCACGACCGACAGGGGGAGCAGGGUGUGUGGCGAUGUUGAUCGGGGCAGAUGCGCCGGUCGUGGUGGAGCCGAUUCGUGCGAGCCAUAUGCAGCAUGUGUAUGAUUUCUACAAGGGGGAUUUCGGGUCCGAGUAUCCGCUUGUUGAUGGGCAUUUUUCGAAUCAGUGCUAUAUGAGGGCGUUGGAUGGGUGUUAUGGGCGGUAUCGGGAGAAGGUGAAGCAGCGGGGUGGGUAUGCUAGGAUGAGUGAUCAUGCGAAGGAAAAAGAGGCGAAAGCAAAGGAAGCGGGAAUCGACAUGUUUGACUUCUUCGUCUUUCACGCCCCAAACACGAAGAUGGUUGCCAAAGCCUACGGUCGAGUUCUGUUCAAUGACUACCGGUCCAACCCAGCCGCCUUUGACUCGGGCUCCAUUCCGGCGAAAUACGCGACCAUGGACGCGGACAGCUCGUUGACCGACAAAGAUGUUGAAAGGCUCUUUAUGUCUCUGUCCAAGGCGAAGUUUACAGAGCGCGUCAGUCCCUCGCUUACUAUCCCGGCAAACUGCGGCAACAGCUACACGGGCAGCGUGUGGGCCGGACUUGCGAGUCUCUUAAGCAACGUGCCCAGCGAGACAUUGCAGAACAAACGCAUUGGGGUGUAUAGUUACGGAGCUGGGCUGGCGAGUACGCUUCUGACUCUGCGAGUACGCGGUGAUAUAGAGGCAAUCGCUCAGAAGAUGGAUUUGCAUGCGAGACUGGCGGCGAGGACAGAGGUGACGCCCGAGUUUUACAAUGAGAUGUGUCAGCUUCGCGAACAGGCUUAUCAGGCAAAGAACUAUGCGCCUACGGGCAGCGUGGAGGAUCUUGCGCCGGGGACAUAUUAUCUGGCUCAUGUUGACGAUCAGUUCCGACGGCAGUACGAGGUGAAAGCAUGA
Messenger RNA from Aspergillus melleus, 1380 nucleotides. RefSeq names its product putative hydroxymethylglutaryl-CoA synthase (gene erg13A). The record is from RefSeq and is a predicted model, not a curated record. Gene Ontology annotation, molecular function: hydroxymethylglutaryl-CoA synthase activity. Lineage: Eukaryota; Fungi; Ascomycota; Eurotiomycetes; Eurotiales; Aspergillaceae. Gene Ontology annotation, biological process: ergosterol biosynthetic process; acetyl-CoA metabolic process. Bases 1 to 1380 code for a protein of 459 amino acids. The transcript has 4 exons.